CUAGAUAAAAGUGAUUUCUGCCCUGUCAGUGUAUGGUUUUGUUUUUUUUUGUUUGUUUUUUUUUGAAAGUGUUAUUCAUUCGAGAAGAGGAAACAAGGAAUCCAAGAGGGACACAGGCCGAAAACCGCGAAGAGACCGACAAGCGGCAGGAGCUACUGAGCAGACCAUCUCAAGAGGCUUUGAGUAAACAAGAAGGAGGCAGGAAAAUGACCUAAUUAGCAACAAGCGUGACGGACAAGCUGGUGCAAAUGUGUUGGUGGUAAUUUCCCCAGUUUCACCCACAAGGCACACACAUGCAUCAGCGCGCACACACGUACAGCACAUUUACAAACCCUGCCCUUCCCUUCCUGCCAUCCGCCCCGGUCCUAAAUGGAUUCCUACAACUUCCACUUUGAGAGAAUGAGCAACGUGGACCUGCAUCCUCUGAGCCUGUCAGUCAGCCGGCUCUCCCCAGCCAAGUCCAACAGCAGCAUCGUCGACCAACUUGCACACCACCAACACGGCAAAGGAGACUCUGCCUACAGCUCCUUCUCUGGCGGAUCCACUGCCCCAGACUACCCUUCUCCCUUCAUCCCAGACGACCUACAGUCCAGCUCCUUCAGCCACUAUGCUGAUCUUAAGUAUGUAAAGUCUCUUUACCAUCCCACCCAGGUUCUGCAGUCUGAUUCAAAGACCAUGGAUCAGCUCUAUUGCUCUGUGGAAGCUAUCUCCCAGCACUAUUGCAACAAUACCAGCACCAAUUUAAACCACCACAAUGGCAAUGACAGUUUCCACAUCCACAACACAGCACUCUCUAAACAAGAGGUGCCUUUGGGGGCUCCAUCCCAAAGUGCUUACCCUCCUGUCCAUCCUCCUCCAGUCCCAGCACGCUUGGAUAGUUUCAUAGCCACUAAAAACUUGGAGAACAGCAGGGUCCAACACCAUGGUACUGAGUUUCAACCCCAGCAGCCAAAGCCUCAACAACAGCCCAGAACCUACAAUCAACUCCAUUCACAGCACCAUGGUCUGAAUGCCAGAAGCCCUGAGAGGGCUAGCCCAGAUACAGGCAAUUCAAACUUCAAUUCUGACCCAGUCUAUUCAUUCUGGAGGGGCUGUCAACAGCAGCCACAGCAGGUCCAGCAACCACCAAGCUACCGCCCUCACCUCCAGCCUCAUGAUCAGACCAGGGUGCCGUUGAACCAAGAAUACCUUCUCAUCAUGGAUAACAAAGCUGCCCCUGAGCAGCAGAAAUCAACUAACAUCAUAGGCGGAUCACCUCCCCAAGGAACAAGCCUGUCUGAGCAUCUGAAACCCAGACAGCGGUCAACUAGUGGUGGAUGUAAUGGAGACCAUCACAUGUCCAGUUGUAGCAGUAACCAUUUUGACAGUCAGCGCCAAAGGGUGCACUCAGCUCAUGAUUGGCUUGGGUCCAAGCCAACCCGAGCUGCCAGCCCCUGGAAUGCUGGUCAGAGUUUUAUCAACAGCAGCAUUCAACAUAAGGGUCAGUUCUACUUUGUCACCGGAGUGUGUAAGCUGUCUGACCCCUUUAUGAGGACAUAUUCUACAUCUGUGUGUGGGUCUGAGGUUGGGAGUGAGAGCCCCACUGUGUUGGAGAAGCAUCAGAUAAGAGAAAAAGAAAGAAGCCACAGCACAAUGGAUAAUUUGUUUAGACCUCUCCAAGAGAGUUCUCGAACUUCCAGUGGUACGAUUCCAGAUGAGAGAGAGACCUUCACUUCAGUGUCCCAGGACAAAGACCUGUCCUCCAGGAGUCAGGAUCAGGAGAAUCACAGACCAUCCCUCAUCUUGACGCAGUCCUCUCGCAGCUUUGAGGCCAUAGAAGAUAUCGACAUGAUCCAGAGUCAAGAGAUUGGCCGCCACACUGCCAACAACCCUAUAUUCUACUGUGGACCAGACCGAAACUGCCCUCCACAUUCACCGACGCCAAUGAAGGAGGUCACCUCAUUAAUAAGCAAUGAACAGCCCAACCACCAAGUGAGAGAGGAGCAGGCAAAGAGAGGGAAACGGCAGCCUUUGGGGGAUGUAGCCAGCGAGAGGAUAAACAAAGAAACGACCCCGCUGCUCUAUCACCUCACUGAAGCUAACAGGGCAGCCUUACGUCCGAAAAAGGAUCCUGGCUUCAGUAUAAAAGGCAAGGAAGCAAUCCUAAACAAAACUGGUCAUGGAGACGUGGUAGUAAAAGACAAUGAGAGACCUCCACAAGAUGACAUGAGCAAUAACGACGGAGGGGACAGUAUCUCUGCUGCCUGUAACACUCUGGAUGAUUCAUUUAAAAAGUACUACAAAGAGAAGCUGAAGGAUGCCCAGUCUAAAGUCCUGAGGGAGACUUCAUUUAAAAGGAGGGACCUGCAGCUGUCAUGGCCACACCGUAUCAGGCAAAAACCUGAGCUGAGGCCUACAGUGAUUCACGCUUUCUCCAGCUCACAGGACUCUGAGACUUCCACAGACACACUCACUCCAUCUGUGACCUCUGAGGAGACAGAGAGGGGGAGCAUUAAGGAAGAAGUCAGGGAGAAUCAGAAGGAGAUGGUCAAAGAGACUGAAAAGGAAAACGGGAGACCAGCAAAUGUGGCACAGCCCCAGGUGGCACGCAUUGGAGGCAGGAAGCGAUUGACUCCAGAGCAGAAGAAGAUGUGCUACUCGGAACCAGAGAAACUCAACCAGCUUGGUGGUACCCCCAGCCACUCGGCUUGUCGCUCCUUUGGCAGUGAAUGUGACAACCUGUUUGCAGCUGAAUGUGAAAGAGAGGAUCAUGAGCAGCAAAGAGAGCAGGGACUGGUUGCAGCACGUAGGAAGAUGUUUGAGACAAGAGAUCGAGCCCUUUCAGCCUCUAGUGGCUCAAAGACGCACCUAAAACAUCUGCAACAAAAGGCCCUGGUGGAGUACAUGGAGCGUAAGACGGGCCAGAAAGUGACUGAGCCACAGCAACCAGAGCCUCAGUUACCACCUCCACCCAGACAGAGGCACUCUCUGGGGGAGAAACCAUUUGACUGGGGUCCCAGGCCUCUAUCAGGAAAUCAUGAUGGCAAAAGUACGAAGAAGAAGCUCCAUAGACCCCACUCUGCAGGCCGCAUCCUUGAUUCCUCCACCAGAUCCAUCAGGUAUGCACAGUUUUUCUCAGCACAGUCUUGUUCAGACCAAUAUGGUGGCCAGUCGAGUCAGCCCAGAUGGAGGGAGAGCCAAGGUCCAUCUCAGGGGAAGUCUGCCUCAGUGGAGAGUCUCUUGGACCAGCCAGAACCGCCUAGUUUCUUCAGGAACAGAUCAAUAUCCACACCACAUGCAUUUCAUGCACACGACUUCGAGAAGGAUCCUUUACCAGUUAAUUCUAUGGAAACCUGGAGUCCCCAGAAAAAUGCCACUGAGGAUUCCUUGGUAAAACCAGUGUCCGAAGGCCAACAACAUGUCCGUGUGGUUGCACAGAGGGGGAAGUCCAUGGAAGAGCUUGGGGCUUCAAAAUUAACAAGACCAUCAGCCCUGAGUAAAAGUUCUGAGCAACUGGAUCAACUGUGGAGACAUUCGACUGGACCAGGAGGACCGGAAAGAGACAUGAGGAGUGUUUCAUUCAUUGCCGAAGUCAGAGAAGCCCAGGCACAUGAAAGAGGGAGGAAGAAACAACAUGUAACGGAGCAAGCGGGAAAGGAACCAGAGAUUGCUGUUCAGAAGAACACUCAGGGACCGAUACAAAACCAAACCCAGGAAAGGCCCCCGUCAAAGCAGAACUCAGAACCAGGGGAUGAUGCAACAGUAAGACUAAGGAACUCGAGUAGAUCCACCUCUCCAGCCUCCUGCUCCAAUUCCCGGGCCAGGGCUCACUCUGGAUCUCCUGGCUCUCACGGCCCUGUCACAGAUGAGUUCAGGUCCAACAGACUGCCCAGUGAGACUUCAUCUGACCCACCUUCCCCUAGAGGUCUAGAGACCAGUGAGAGGGAGAUCAAAUCCACCUUGUCCACCCCUGCGCAGACAAAGCUUCCAUCUGAAAACAGGCCUUGCUUCAGAGUCAAGACUUCUUCUUCUGUGACUGGAUCAGAGAGAGAGCAGUCAGUGGAUGAACCAAGCAUUGACACCCUGCCACCUGAUUCAAACCACGAAGUGUCUCUGAGCUGCGGCGUCACCACAGAUCCAUCACUGUGGAUCCUCCCUCCAGAAGAAGAGAUCAAACAGGAAGCCCAGAAUCCACUGCUGACAGACAACGUUUUUGAUGACGAAUCCACCUGCUCAGCUCCUCAAAUGCAGAUAAGCGAAACCUCCGUGUCUCCCUGCACCUCCGUCUCUGAUGCUGACGUCACUGAGCGGUUGGAAGAGGAGAAAAAAACAGAAACAGAAGACAAGAAGUCGGGAGAAAACCAACAGAUGGAGGAGAGGGGAGCACCAGAGGGAGAGAUGGAGAGUCCGGAGGGGCCCGGUGAGGGACCUAAGUGGGAGGGGCUUGUUGAAGCAGUGGUCAUGGCCGACCAGUCACUGGCCAGAGUGCUCUACCCACUGGCCAAUCGUAAAACGGCGCUGAUGCUGAUGGAGCAGCUGCUGUCAGAGGACACGCUGCUGAUGGAGGAGCACUACAAGAAGAAACAGGAACAGAGAGGAGCUGCAGAAAGUGCUGAAGGAGUCGAAGGGGCUGAACCAUCUCCUUGUCUUUCUGCUCCUGACAGCCUUAAACCUCAGUACACAGACCUGCAGAGCAAAACUGACAUCACUGAGAAGAAGCAUCUAUUAGUGUUUUAUAUUGAGGAGCGUCUGCGUUCACUGGAAGAGAUGCGUGGCGCCCUCCAGGCAGAGAUUCAGGAGAACAUGGCCCGCGGGGAGGCUCUGGAGGUGCUGGUCAGCGAGCGCUGUCUGCCAGUGGAGCUGGAGAGGUACAACCUCUUCAUAGGAGACCUGGAGAGGGUAGUCAGCCUGCUCUUGUGCCUCUCUGCUCGGCUGGCCAGGGUGCAGAACGCCCUGAGCACCGUGGACCAGCACACAGAUGCUGAGGAGAAGCAAUCUCUGGACAGUCGCCACCGUCUGCUGUGCAAACAGAGGGAGGACGCCAAAGAUCUGAAGGAUAACCUGGACCGGAGAGAGAACCUGGUCUCCACCUUCCUGUCGCGCCAGCUGUCCGCUGAGCAGCUGCAGGACUACCGGCGCUUCGUCCAGACCAAGGCCUCGCUGCUCAUCCGGCAGAAGGACCUGGAGGAGAAGCAGAGGCUGGGAGAGGAGCAGCUGGAGGCUCUUUCCACCAGCCUGAAUCUGUGAGGCGAGGAGAGGCAAAAAAACCCUGGAUUUCUCCUUGCAUCCUUUAAUUGCCUUGAAAGAGGAUGUGUAGAGAGUUUUGUCUGCGCUUUGCUGGUUCAGUUUGCCACAUUCAGACACAGGACAUGGAUUAUAAGUGGUCUAGCUGGUAUCUCUAACCCUUUGCACCCUGUCACAACUUUCUUUUAUCCUUUUAAAAGAGUUUGACCGGGCUAAAGGGGGAAGCCAUCAACCCAACCCUGCUCUUCUCUCAUAGCGAUAGGCUGUACAUGAGGUGAGCAAUAGAGACUGUUGAGACUGAAGCGCGUUGUCUUUCUGUCAUUCACAGAGGGUGCCCAGAAGGCUCACCCACCCGCCCAGCGCUGUUCUCAGUCUGCACAAUCUGCAGUGUGCAUCUGAAGACUCGUCCCCUUCUGUUGUACAUGUUUCCUUCGACUUUAAACAGAAAACUGAGCUUUUCUGUUUUUUUUCCUGUGUGCCUUGGUGUUGGUGUUGCUGUGGAACAUGUUCCAUUAGCGCUGCUGUGUGGAAACUCUGCGUCCCGUUAGCAAUUCAGUACCUGUCCUUUUUUCAUUAAGAUGGUAGUACUACAGCCCUGUGUCUGCACCUGUGGAAACCUAUUAUAAGCUUUAAGAUUGUACUUUGAACAGUAAGAAGGCUUCAGUGAAAAAGAGUGGCCUGAGAGGGGGUGAUGUCAGUAAAAUGUACAGUAGAUGUAGAUUUAAUCUUUUUUUGUUGUUUUAAUGUUCUUAUUUUUAAUGUGUUUCAAAUUAAGGCACUAAAAACCAAAAAAGGUGAAUGAAAAAAAGCACUUUGUAAUGAUACAUGCAUGCACAUUUCUUCAAAUCAGAUUUGUUUUCAAAAUAAUUUCAAGCGAAAGCCUUACUCCAUCCAGUUAAACGAUAUUUUUAUUUUAUUUUGUUUGUUUUGUCAAUAAUUUGAAAUAGGAAUGUUGACAUUUUGUUUUAUGAAAGGUACAUGAGCACAUCCAGCAAGAUUGCGGAUUGUGUACAAAUACGUUUUGCAACUAAAUUCAUACUUCAUGUUAUUAAGUUUUGAUGAUUUCAUGUUGGAACAGUUCCUCACACAGAGGUGCUAAACCCAUUUAAAGCAGUUUAUAAGUAAGCAGCAAUUAUAUCACUGGGUGUUUUUCUCCCAAUGUCCCUUUGUUGCAGAAGUGACACGUGAUACUUGAAAUACUUUUUUUUUUUUUUUUUAAAUAAUAGGAAAGUCCACAAUCUUCACUUCAGGUGUCUUAAACUAAUUUUCUAUUCACUACCUCCUCAGCGUUGCCCCUUUUAGACACAUAUAACCUUUAAGUUCAUUUAAAUAUAAACAUUAGUGUCUAGUUAAAAAGCUCUUCUUGAUAGCCCUGGAUGGAAACACUCUUGAAUCAAAUUACUUUCCCCACAAAAGAAUCUCACAUUUUUAAAUUGCAUCUGUGUUUCCUCGUUAAUAUUUGUAAUUAGAUUUGAUAGAUGUAUUAAUUUCUUUUGUACUGAAUCUUCAACCAGACACAUCGAAGAGUUUUUUAAAGAGUGAUGUGAGCUGUUGCUCGACAUCAGAAUAUGUGCGGCAAGUGUGUGUGUGUGUGUGUGUGUGUGUGUGUGUGUGUGUGUGUGUGUAUGCUCGAGAUUGUGAAUGUCUUAAUUUUGUGCGUGUAGAGGUUAAGAUGUUGAACAGAAAGACAGAACUUCUCUCGGUGUUUGCUGUGUUACGUUUUCAACAAAACUCUCAUGAAGUCAUAAAAUGAUCAGAAGUCAUAAAGUGAUCCAGUGUAUGGGUUGACUCUUGCGGAUGUGAUAUUUAUGUAAUAACGACCACAAAGAGGCAGAGCAUCAUUAGAAGCCUCCACAUAAAAAAAAAAAUCCUUUAAAUAAAGUCAAACCAAGUGGACAAGUAAACAAUGAAAGCCGGUUUUCGGAAAGAGGAAACUCUUCUACCCUUAAAGAUGUUUUUGUGUUUUACCACCACCGCCAAUAGCCCUAAAACAUUUCUCUGGAGAUUUACGACUCUGUCCCUUAGUUUGCUAAACAAAUGUAUGUUUGUUUUGGCCUUUGUGCUGACGCAGGGCUGAGGGGUUAGAAAGACUCUCGUGUUGUUCCCUGCAGCCCGCUGGAAUUCCUGAAGUAUGCAAAAGACCAGCAUUUUUGAGAAAGAGGUGACUGGGGGAGUAAGCAGGGAAAAUGCUUCCACAAAGGAGCAGCACAUGGAUAAAUACUCAUUCUACUUGUUGCUGUGUGUGUGCAUACAAUGAACAUUUGACAUCAACAGAGGUUGCAGAAAAGGGCCCUGUUUUUGAAGUGGGAUUAUAUUUGUUUGUUGGGGGAUUUUGUUCCCAAUACUGACAUUGGAGGCGUGUGACAACGAUACGAUCAGAUUCUGUUUUAAACCCAAGAAGGAAAGAUAUAUUUCAGUGAGUCCCAGCUGAUGGGAUGACAGCAGACAAAUAUCCAAAUCCCCUUUUUCUGGUGUUUUUCACAACUGUUUUCUGUUGCGAGUUUGAGUUGUGUUUCCGUGCCUGUUUGGAGUUGUAAAUUCCAUGAUGUUUGUAAUAUUGUGAAUAAAUUAAGC
Xiphias gladius (swordfish) is the source of this 7797-nucleotide messenger RNA. It is a transcript of the gene shroom1, whose product is annotated as shroom family member 1. Gene Ontology annotation, biological process: actin filament organization. The coding region runs from base 370 to 5226 and encodes 1618 amino acids. The transcript has 9 exons. The record is from RefSeq and is a predicted model, not a curated record. Lineage: Eukaryota; Metazoa; Chordata; Actinopteri; Istiophoriformes; Xiphiidae. Gene Ontology annotation, molecular function: actin filament binding. Gene Ontology annotation, cellular component: apical plasma membrane; apical junction complex; adherens junction.